UUGUUGGUGUUUAGUUGAAGAAGACUGCUACUGCUCAGUGUGGAUUAUAUUGUGUUUGUGGAGACGUUGUGUAAUGAUGUGGACUACAGCGUCCUCUCUCAGUGAUGCUCAGAUAGCCGUGUGUCGUCUGCUUCAUCACGGCCCGAGACCACAGGCCACCCUGAGACCCCUGAACCUGGAACUUAGUGUCUAUGUUGAAAUGAUUCGCACCAAACCAAAAUGCAGAAUGGAGGCGUCAUGUUUGGAGUUGGCAUUGGAGGGUGAGCGGUUGUGUAAAGCAGGGGAUUUUAAGGGUGGUACAGCUUUCUUUGAAGCCGCUGUUCAGGUGGGAACAGAAGAUUUAAAGACCCUCAGUGCCAUUUACAGUCAGCUGGGAAACGCUUACUUCUACCUGAAAGAGUACGGCAAAGCUCUGGAGUAUCAUCGACAUGACCUGACACUCGCUCGAACGAUAGGCGAUCGCAUCGGGGAGGGAAAAGCCAGCGGGAAUCUGGGAAACACGUUGAAGGUUCUGGGCCGAUAUGAUGAAGCGGCUGUUUGCUGUCAGAGACAUCUGGACAUUUCUCAAGAACAAGGAGACAAGGUGGGUGAGGCGCGGGCGCUGUAUAACAUUGGAAACGUCUUUCAUGCCAAGGGUAAACAGCAGCUGUGGGGUUGUUCACAAGAUCCAGGAGAUCUUCAUCCUGAUGUUCGAGACACAUUACAGCGAGCUACAGCCUUCUAUGAAAUGAAUUUGUCUCUGGUUAAGGAGUUAGGAGACCGAGCUGCACAAGGACGAGCUUUUGGUAACCUUGGUAACACUCACUACCUGCUGGGUAAUUUUGUUGAUGCCAUCAAGUUCCACAGAGAGCGUCUCUCCAUCGCCAAAGAAUUUGGAGACAAGGCAGCCGAGCGGCGAGCGUACAGUAACCUAGGCAACGCUCUCAUUUUCCUUGGCCAGUUCAAUGCAGCCACAGAGUAUUACAGGAAAACUUUGCAGCUCUCUCGUCAGUUGAAGGAUCAGGUGAUGGAAGCUCAGGCGUGUUACAGUCUGGGAAACACGUACACAUUACUGCAGGAGUAUGAGCGAGCUAUCGACUAUCAUCUUAAACAUCUCAUCAUCGCUCAAGAGCUCGCCGACAGGGUUGGAGAGGGUCGGGCGUGUUGGAGUCUGGGUAAUGCUUAUGUUUCUUUAGGAAACCACCGUCAGGCUUUACACUACGCUAGAAAACAUCUGGACAUCUCCAGAGAGAUCGGGGACAGAAACGGAGAACUGACCGCCAGGAUGAACGUGGAGGAGCUGAUGGAGUUGGUUGGUGUAAAGGACGCUGAUCUUUCUCCAUCUGAUGCUGAGUUUACAGUUCAGGGAGCCAGACCCAAAUUCACAAAGAAGAGCAGCAUGGACAGUGUUGAUCUCUGGAAGAAUGGAGAUGCUCCAGAUGUUGAUGGUGCAGUGAAAAGGUCAAAGAAUCAUCAGUCUGAAUCCAACAGAAGAGAAUAUACAGACAGCCAAUCAUCAGACGAGAGACAGUGGUUUGAUUCACCUGUGGAUACUGAUGACAUCACUGUUCAUGUCACACCUCCACAGAAGCUGAGUCGAGAUCAUUCAGAUGAGGAUUGUUUCUUUGACCUGUUGAGUAAAUUUCAGAGCAGUCGUAUGGACGACCAGCGCUGUAAUCUGGACGAUCGUCCCAACGGUGAGAACACAGGAGCUGCAGAUACAAACUCUCUGAAUGAUGUCAUCGACACGAGUCUUCUGACGUCUCCUCAGACUGAGGAACUCUUUGAUUUGAUCGCGAGUACUCAGAGUCGUCGUCUGGAUGAUCAGCGGGUGAACGUCGGUAAUCUGCCUGGACUCAGAAUCACACACAAUAAUCUGGGUCAUCUGUGUGGAGACGGUGAUCCUCAGGAGCCCGGUGAUGACUUCUUCAAUAUGCUCAUCAAAUGUCAGUCGUCCAGGAUAGAUGACCAGCGCUGUUCUCCACCUGAAGGAGGUCCACGAGCUCCCACCGUCCCCGAUGAAGAUUUCUUCAGUCUCAUCCAAAGAGUCCAAGCCAAGAGGAUGGACGAACAGCGUGUACACUUGCCAUCAGACGAGGACGAGAGAGACCCUACGGCUUCUGAUUCGGGAUAAAUCCACACGGGCCAAAUACUGCAGUGGACUACAUGAGUGAAAAUCAUCCUUCAUACAGUAUUUUGCAGACACACUUGAGACAUAAACACAAGUGCCAUCUCAGUGUUUCUCCUUUGGUGCUUUAAUUAAAGCCAAUCAUCUAUUGAUCAUACAGUACGGUACGAUACGAUUCCUCAUCACACGUCAUGUGAUGCUGACUGAAGCUCUUUCUCUCGAUCAAUAGAAAACAUACACAAACUUUUCUUUAGCACCUUUAAUACGACUGAGUGAAGUCAGAAUCUGCUCCAGAUGGGUGAUGAUGAUGAUGAUGAUGAUGGUUUGUGAAUAAGAUGAAUGCUAUGCUAGUGUAAUUUACUGUGCACAAGCGUGUCGGUCGUAUUAAACUUCUUAACUGCCUUAACUGCAGACUCUGAUUGUAUUUGUUGAUUUUGGGAUUUUUAUAAGCACUUGAAGGAGUUUUGCUCUGGUUUUACUGUGUGUUUAGUGACAGUAUUAGUGCAGUAAAAUCACACGAGCCGCUAACUUCUGUGCUUUAACAUCACUGCUAACAUCAUUGUACAAUAAAUGAAGACAUGAGG
Molecule: messenger RNA, 2691 nt
Organism: Misgurnus anguillicaudatus (oriental weatherfish)
Lineage: Eukaryota; Metazoa; Chordata; Actinopteri; Cypriniformes; Cobitidae
Source: RefSeq, a predicted model, not a curated record